AACAUCUCUUUUAGUACCACAGACACAAUGGCUUCUUCAGUGAGCAUGAUGCCCAGUGGCAGUAAGAUUUUCACCACCAUACCUGAUAUUCUCUUCAUUCCAGAGUUUGUGUUUGGUGGAUUGGUGUGGACACUAGUGGCCUCCACCAAAGUGGAUCCAGCAAAUCCUCAGGGCUGGGUCAUGUUUGUGUCCCUUUUCUGCUUCCUUAUCACCACUCUCUGGUUCUUCAUAUUUAUUACUGGCAUAAACCAGAGCAGCAUCUGGCCUAGCCUGGAUGUAGGAUAUCAUACAUUCAGCGCAUUCUUUUAUCUGAGUGCUGCAGUGCUUUUGGCUAAUGUCACUAUCGGAAAACAAGGAGUGGAUAAAGUGUACCAGCUAGACAUUGCUGCUGUGGUGAUGGUGUUUAUUGUCACAUUACUGUACUGGAUUCAUGCAAUCCUCUCUGCUCACCGAUGGAAGUCCUCUUGAACUUUUGAAGUCCAACUGAGAGCCACAAAAGGGAAACACACAUUCAACAGAAAAUCACUGGCAAACAACAGAUGAACCAAAUAACAAACUACAGAUCAACUGAGAUUUUUACUAAAGCUAUGCGUAGAACAGAUUUUAUCUUUUUAUCUUAUUGUUCCAUUUCUGCUGUUUGACAUAACUAAGUGAUUUAAAAUUUAAAUAAUUUUUGCAAGCAGCACAUUACAUAUUAAGUUACUUGUUGUUUCUUGUUGAAUGUACAGUGGUGUAAUGUCAUUAUUGGAUGCUGUUUUUAAAGACUUACCAGAUGAUGUCAUUGUCUGUAAACCUGUAAUAAAAGACAAACUGAUUAUCUCUGCAAAAACACCAUCCUCAAACCAAUAAAGAUAUAUCAGAAACA
This is a messenger RNA of Cyprinus carpio (common carp), 865 nucleotides long. RefSeq names its product myelin and lymphocyte protein-like. The record is from RefSeq and is a predicted model, not a curated record. NCBI's taxonomy places the organism in Eukaryota, Metazoa, Chordata, Actinopteri, Cypriniformes, Cyprinidae. Gene Ontology annotation, biological process: myelination. Gene Ontology annotation, cellular component: membrane. Gene Ontology annotation, molecular function: structural constituent of myelin sheath.